UAGAGGCAAAGCCAAUGCAUGGUGUAGGGAAAGAUGGUUGCAUAUCAAUCCUUUGUCUCUCUAUUUCACUAUGCCAAAAAAGUUAUUGAGUUUGCUAUUGACCCAAACCCCACCUAAUCCCCACCCCCACUUAUUAAGGGACUGUUUGUUUAUCUCUUAAUGAGACUCUUAAUGGUUUAGACCUCUUACUGGUUCAACACUUAAUGAUUCAGACUGUUUGUUUCACGAGCAGAUGUCUGAAUGGUUCAGACAUUUGCCUCUGAAUGGUUAAGAUUUAUACAAAGUCUGAAUGGUUAAGACCUCUAAUCUGAAUUGGUUUGACAUUUGCCUCUGGACGGUUAAGCAUUAUACAGGCUUUUAAUGGUUCAGAUCUCUUACUGGUUCAACAUUUAAUGGUUCAGACCUCUUACUGGUUCAGCACUUAACUAUUCAGAUGUUGCCAAACAACCCCUAAGUAAGUUAAUAGCCAAAUAAUAAAUAUAAUUGUCACCUCCGUUUGCUUUUUAAUUUUGAUACUUUCUUUUGACUCUUGGAAAUCCUCUAUAAAAACUCAUUUCAACACACCUUGGCAUACCACAACACAUACUUUUCUUCUACAGAUUUGGUGCACUAUGGCUAUAAACAUUCAAGAUUCAAAUUGUCUCCCUCUACAAGAAAAAAUAGUCCAUAGCAACAAAAUGGCUCGAGCCAUAGAGCUCAUUAUUCUUUCGUUUCUCAUUUCCAUGCUUGUUUAUCGGGUUAUUUUAUUCAAAGACCAAAACAACUCUUUCCCAUGGUUGCUCGCACUUGUGUGUGAGUCGUGGUUCACUUUCACAUGGAUUCUUAGUAUGUGCAUCAAAUGGAAUCAAUGCUCCUUUCAAACAUACCCUGAUCGACUCUUAAAAAGGGUAAACGAAAUCGACUUUCCAGCAGUAGAUAUUUUUGUCACCACUGCAGAUCCCAUCCUAGAGCCAUCUAUCAUAACAAUGAACACCGUAUUAUCUUUGUUGGCGGUAGAUUACCCGCUAGACAAGUUAGCACUUUAUCUUUCCGAUGACGGCUGCUCACCACUUACGUUUUACUCAAUUGUUGAGACAACAAAAUUUGCAAAACUUUGGGUACCUUUUUGCAAAAAGUAUAAUAUUCAACUUAGAGCCCCAUUUCGGUACUUCACUUCAACCUCCACUCCGUUAGAAAAUGAUUCUUUGGAGUUCCAACAUGAAUGGAAAAAGAUGAAGAACGAAUAUGGAAACCUAUACAAGAAGAUAGAGCUUGCAGCACAGAGGCCCUUCACAUGUGAUUGUAAUUCAGAUUUUGCUGUUUUCCGUGAUGUUGACCGGUCCAACCAUCCAGCUAUCAUCAAGGUUAUAUCAGAGACCAAAGACCUACCACAUGUAAUAUACAUCUCAAGAGAGAAAAAUCCCAAACAUCAUCAUCAUUACAAAGCUGGAGCUAUGAAUGCUUUGACUCGAGUGUCGGGAGUAAUGACGAAUGCACCCCUGAUGCUGAAUGUGGAUUGUGAUAUGUAUGCAAACAAUCCACAAGUUUUUCUUCAUGCAAUGUGUAUGGUAUUUGAUUACAAGAAUGAUCAAGAAUGUGGCUUUUUUCAAUUCCCCCAAGCUUUUUAUGAUGGAUUGAAGGAUGACCCGUUUGGGAAUCAGCUCGCGAAUUAUUAUUAUAUUAUAAAUGGAUUAGCAGCACUACAAGGAAUAUUCUAUAUGGGAUCAAAUUGUUUUCAUAGACGAAAGGUUAUCUAUGGUUUAUCUCCAAAUGAUAAGACAAAAUCUGGGAAUAUAAGAAAUGAAGAUUUACAUAAAGUCUUUGGAAAAUCAUUUGAAUUGAGAGAAUCAGCUGCACAGAUAUUAUCAGGAUCAAACACAAAUAUAGAAAAUCGAACGAAUCCCUCUAGUUUAAUUGAGGCAGCAAUCGAUGUUGCAGGUUGUAGCUACGAGUAUGGUACACACUGGGGCAAAAAGGUUGGUUGGCUUUAUGGGUCUUCAGCAGAAGAUAUACUCACAGGACUCGGUAUCCAUGGUAGAGGAUGGAAAUCCAUCAUUACCUCACCAGACCCACUUGCUUUUCUUGGUUGUGCACCAUCAACAUACCAGAGUUCAUUGACCCAACAAAAAAGAUGGGCCAUAGGGCUUCUUGAGAUCUUAUUCACUGAUAAAAACCCGUUCCUUCUUACUAUAAAAGGAAACCUUUGGUUUCGACAAGCCCUCGCUUAUUGUUGGAUAUGUUUAUGGGGAGUCCGGUCCAUUCCUGAGAUAUGUUAUGCAUCACUUCCUGCAUAUUGUAUCAUCACGGGCUCACGUUUCUUGCCUAAAGGCAACGAACAAGCUUUUAUUAUCCCUGUGGGUAUUUUCGUCAUUUACAAUGUUUAUAUUUUGUGGGAGUCUAAACGUCUAGGUGUAUCAUUACGUAUGUGGUGGAAUUUACAAAGAAUGGGGAGGGUGACUGCUUUGACAACAUGGUUAUUCGCGAUAUUAAAUAUGAUGCUAAAGCUCAUGGGUUUAUCAAAGAGUAUCUUUGAAGUAACACAAAAGGAAUACAAGUCAAAUGAUGGUGAUGAUGUUGGUGAUAAUGAUGAUAAAAAUGUUGGUAGGUUUACAUAUGAUAAGUCACUUGUGAUCAUGCCAGGUGUUGUAAUUUUAUUAGUUAACAUCACUGCGUUGGUCAAUGGUGUGUUAAGAUUAUUAAAGGUAGAGUAUAACAAAAUUUGGAUGGAGGUAUUAACAUUGGGGCUAGGUGAGAUGUUUUGUAGCAUGUGGCUCUUACUAUGCUUUUGGGAGUUCUUGAAAGGGUUAUUUAGGAACGGGAAAUAUGGGAUUCCAUCCUCGACGAUUUGGAAAUCAGGGAUUUUGGCUUUGUUCUUUGUGCAUUUAUGUAGAAGAUCUUCUCAACCAUUUUAGAAGAUCGGGUGAGUGAUUUAUGUUAAAUAUUGUAAUUCUUGGAUUGAAUUGUAACGUUGUUAUCAUAAAUAGAUAGCUAAUUCUUGGAUUAUCAAACCA
Molecule: messenger RNA, 2990 nt
Organism: Helianthus annuus (common sunflower)
Lineage: Eukaryota; Viridiplantae; Streptophyta; Magnoliopsida; Asterales; Asteraceae
Product: cellulose synthase-like protein H1
Exons: 8
Coding region: 612-2891 (759 amino acids)
Biological process (GO): cellulose biosynthetic process; plant-type primary cell wall biogenesis
Cellular component (GO): trans-Golgi network; plasma membrane
Molecular function (GO): mannan synthase activity; cellulose synthase (UDP-forming) activity
Source: RefSeq, a predicted model, not a curated record